Molecule: messenger RNA, 462 nt
Organism: Adineta ricciae
Lineage: Eukaryota; Metazoa; Rotifera; Eurotatoria; Adinetida; Adinetidae
Source: the annotation of a GenBank genome assembly
AUGAGUGGAUUUCGUUAUCAAAAGUGGGAUCCGUUGUUGAUCAUCAGUCAGAUUAUUUCUAUCCAAACGUUAUACUAUCUGGGACUUGGCUUUUGGGUAUUGUUAAUCACGGUUGUUGUUGAUCGUAGCCCUUCACUUGACUAUAUGUUCUCCUAUGAAAUAUUCAAAACGUCGAAUUGGAAUAAUCGAUUGCUCAACAGUGUAUUUUUCCUCAACGCUUUAACAAGUGGAUUUGCAAUUGUCUACAUAGUCGGACGAUAUAAGCAAUGUUUGGAUUUUUCGGUAACGAUACAUGUCUAUCAUUUUCUAGCAUGUUGGGUGUAUAAUUCUCAAUCUCCGCAUCAUUUUUCUUGGUAUGUGACGCAAUUUUUCUGCAUCGUUAUUAUGACCAUUCUUUCGGAGCAUCUUUCGAAAAAAUACGAACUUCGAAAUAUUCCCUUGGCAUCACGUGUAGAUCUUUAA